Wyeomyia smithii (pitcher-plant mosquito) is the source of this 1029-nucleotide messenger RNA. RefSeq lists its product as uncharacterized. The coding region runs from base 1 to 1029 and encodes 342 amino acids. The transcript is spliced from 2 exons. The record is from RefSeq and is a predicted model, not a curated record. NCBI's taxonomy places the organism in Eukaryota, Metazoa, Arthropoda, Insecta, Diptera, Culicidae.
AUGCCUUCCAGGGACCUAAGGCAGUUGAUUAGGCAGGAGAAGCAGUUGAGAUCGUCAUUAGAAAAUGUGGAAGAGUUCUUAAAUAACUACGACAAUGAUCGCGAUGAGGGUGAAGUUGAUGCUGGUGAUACAUAUGAAAGCGCUGCUGAUGAUGACACAACAUCAAGAGAUGCAGAUGGAAAAUUCCGAGUAACACUAUUCAAAAGAAAUUACUUGAUGGAACGAUUGGGAGAAUCAAAGUCAAUUGCAACCAAACGAUUUAUGGCACUUGAAAGGCGAUUAAAUGCUAAUCUGGAAAUGAAAGCUCUUUACACAGCAUUUAUCCACGAAUAUUUGCUAAUGGGUCAUAUGAAGGAAAUAAGGGACGAGGAAGAUGAACCAAAGUGUAGCUACUAUAUGCCCCACCAUGUUGUUAUGAAACCAGACAGUACCACGACGAAACUGAGAGUUGUUUUUGAUGCGUCGUGCGCCACAGACUCCGGAGUUUCGUUGAAUGACAUUCUGAUGGUGGGUCCAGUAGUUCAAAAUGAUCUGCUGUCUAUCUUGAUUCGGCUUCGGCUCCAUAAAUAUGCAAUUUUUGGCGAUGUCGAGAAGAUGUACCGAAUGAUCAACGUCGUGGAACAAGAUCAGCCACUUCAGAGAAUACUUUGGAGAGAAUCAGUGGAUGAGAGGUUGCGAACAUACCAAUUGACCACCGUAACGUAUGGCACUUCAUCAGCUCCGUUUCUUGCCACAAGGAGUUUGAAAAGAUGUGCUGAAGAGGGAGAAAAGACACAUCCAGUUGCAGCCAAUGUGACAAAGAACAGCUUCUACGUUGAUGAUAUGCUUGCUGGGGUACAUACUGUAGAUGAAGGGAAGAAACUUUGCAGCGACGUGCAAUCGCUUCUCGGAUCCGCUGGGUUCAACCUGCGGAAAUGGCACUCUAAUCAACAAGAGAUUUUGAACAAUAUACCAAGUUACUUGAGGGAUGAACGAGACGUUCUUAAUAUCGAUACGACAUCUACCGUAAAAACACUUGGUCUCACCUGA